Trichophyton benhamiae CBS 112371 is the source of this 1098-nucleotide messenger RNA. It is a transcript of the gene pnk1, whose product is annotated as DNA kinase/phosphatase Pnk1. NCBI's taxonomy places the organism in Eukaryota, Fungi, Ascomycota, Eurotiomycetes, Onygenales, Arthrodermataceae. Gene Ontology annotation, molecular function: ATP-dependent polydeoxyribonucleotide 5'-hydroxyl-kinase activity; double-stranded DNA binding; polynucleotide 3'-phosphatase activity. Gene Ontology annotation, biological process: DNA repair. The record is from RefSeq and is a predicted model, not a curated record. The coding region runs from base 1 to 1098 and encodes 365 amino acids. The transcript is spliced from 4 exons.
AUGACAUCGCCCGGCUCCAAGAGACCGCUCUCCAGCACCGAGCGCGCCAUUUCACCUCCAACGAAGAAGAAGGUGAAAGCAGAGGCCUCCGUCACUAUGGCUAAUUUCUUUAAACCUGCUUCUCAGAAGCCUAAAUCCAGCCAGCCGAAGAAGGUGUCAUGGCACAUAGUGAACAACAGUUGCAUUGUGGGCCGCUAUCUCGUUGGCCAAAAGGGUGAGACGCAAAAUGAAGAGCAGAAGAAUGAGAUAAAGAUUGCUGCCUUUGACUUUGACCACACCCUAAUAAUGCCCAAAUCCAAUGGCAGAUUCUCCCGUUCUGCCUCUGACUGGAAGUGGUGGGAUUCCAGCGUCCCGUCUAAACUGAAACAGCUUGCGGCGGACGGUUACACGCUUGUCAUCGUCUCAAACCAAAAGGCAGUCAGUUUGAAGCCCGAUGGCAAGGCGAAAACAGGCAACUCUGACUCAAAGAGCUUGUCCAUACUGAAGGAGAAGAUCACGACAGUGCUGGAUACACUGGACUUGGAUGUCUCAAUUAGCAUAUAUGCUGCCACGCAGUAUGACGAAUAUAGGAAGCCUAGGAUGGGGAUGUGGAGGGAGAUGGUAAAGGAUUUGGGACUGGAUAUGACUGAUGACGUGGAUGAGAAAGAAGCAUCGAGACCAGUAAAGACAUUGGAUCUGGAAAGCUCCAUCUUUGUUGGCGAUGCUGCGGGUCGAAAGGGUGACCAUUCUUGCUGUGAUAGAAACUUCGCUGCAAACGUUGGUAUACAGUUCAAGACCCCGGAGGAGUUCUUUCGGGAUGAACCGCCCGCCCCCGUGGAAGUCGACGUGUUCGACCCCAAGAACUAUAUGGGUAUGGAUACACCAUCGACAGACGGGGUGGACAAGAUCUCUCCUCCCUUUACAAAGCAGAGUGAUACAGAACUGGUGCUCUUAUGUGGCAGUCCGGGAUCAGGGAAAUCGACGUUUUACUGGAAGCACCUGCAGCCUCUCGGGUAUGAGAGAGUGAAUCAAGACAUCCUCAAGACGGUACGUUGCCUGUCUCCUCUUCUUGGCCUGUCAAAUAUUUCUUGUCCGUGUAUACAUGCCUACACCGACUAA